Messenger RNA from Pseudogymnoascus verrucosus, 2255 nucleotides. RefSeq lists its product as uncharacterized. The coding region runs from base 414 to 2162 and encodes 582 amino acids. Lineage: Eukaryota; Fungi; Ascomycota; Leotiomycetes; Thelebolales; Thelebolaceae. The transcript has 4 exons. The record is from RefSeq and is a predicted model, not a curated record.
CACUCACAGCAGUGGGAUGCGCUGGACAUAGCCUUCCCCAUCCCUGCCUGCAAACCAAUUAUCUGCUCGUGGUCUUGGUUUUCAGUCGGAUAGAUCUUACCGGAGACCCUCUAACGCACCUGCUUGGUCACACUAUGGCUACCUAUUGGCACAUGUCUCGUGAGCUUCUAGCUCAGCGACCAUCUAAUUUGCUCUAUGCGUGGUACUCAUGCUUUCCCCUGCCACGCCAGGCCUGAAGCGGGUUCUAUCGCAUUCGCUGUACGCGGAGAAUUGAUGACGGCACCACCGAGGCCUUGGGACUAACUACGAGGCUAUAAUAUAAGGAUGUGCUGUGGACCUGCUGCGGCUGCCCGCCGGUCGCACGCACCUCGAGAUCAGAUUCCUGCAACGCCGUCUUGAUCGUUAUAGUAGAAAUGGUUCGUGUUUCUGCUCUCUUUGGCGCUGUUGCGCUUGCUACGGCGGCGACGGCGGCUGCGGUGCAGGCAAAGGUGACUGUCACAAAGACAAGCUGUCCUACGCCGUUGCCAACGGUGGAUCUGGGGUACGGGUUGUGGAGUGCCUCGAUUAAUGACACUGGAAAGCACCCAUACUACACAUUUGGCAACAUCAGAUACGCUGCCCCUCCAGUUGGAGAUCUGCGCUUCAGAGCCCCUGUUCCGCCGACAGGCAGGAAUAAGACAGUCAACAAUGGGGCCGGCAAUCCCAUUUGCCCUCAAGCCAACCCAGCAUGGCUCUUGACUGCGCAGGCAUUCUUGACGGGAACGCCCAUUGAGAACCUAACCAGACCAGGCUCGGGCUCGGGCUCCGGCGGCGGCUUCAGUUUGGCUGAUAUCCCAAAGCCAGGCCCGGGGACGACUGAGGACUGCCUGUUUUUGGAUGUCUAUACGCCAAAGUCGAUUUAUGAGGCUCCGAAGAAAAACCCCAAGAAAGGUGGUGCCCCAGUACUUGUCUGGAUCUACGGCGGCGGAUACACUGCAGGUUCAAAGACGGGAAGCGGCAAUCCCGCCACUCUCCUUGACAGCGCCAGAGAUGGUGAUGAGAAGGGAAUCAUCUUUGUAGCUCUGAACUACCGAUUAGGCAUGUUCGGAUGGCUGUCCGGACCCACGUACCAGGCGAGCGGCACUGCCAACAUCGGUCUGCACGAUCAGCGUUUGGCGCUCGAGUGGGUGCAAACGAACAUCCACCUCUUCGGCGGUGACCCGAACCGUGUCACAGUCAUCGGUGAAAGCGCUGGCGGUGGAUCUAUCAUGCACCAGAUCACUGCCUACGGUGGGCUGAAGGGCAAGGUCCCAUUCCAACAGGCCAUCGCGCAGAGCCCCGGGUGGGUUCCAAGUCCGAGCAACUACCAGAACGAGGCCGUCUUUGAGAAGACCCUCAGCUUCGCAUCUCUUAUCGCCCAGAAGCAGGUCGCCACGGUCGAUGAUCUUCGCAACCUGACGGCCGAGCAGCUGUACUACACCAACUACGCCGUGACUGGUCUUUCAAACUACGGUACAUUCACCUACGGCCCAACCGUCGACGGAGACUUCGCCCCCAAGCUCCCCGCCGAGCUGCUCCUCCACGGUCAAUUCGACAAGAGCCUCAAAGUCAUGCUGGGCCACAACUCCGAAGAGGGCUUCCUCUUCGCCUCCCCCUUCGUCACCAACGAUACCACCCUCAAGGAGUACCUCCAAGGCUCCGUCCCCGCCAUCCUCCCCUCCGCCCUCGACACCAUCGUCACAGACCUCUACCCCCCCAACUUUGACGGCUCCCUCCCCUACACCACCCAGCUCUCCCGCACUUCCGUCCUCGUCUCCGAAUCAGUCUUCACGUGCAACACGCGCGCCCUCGACCUCGCCUACGGCAACAACACGUACAGCUACUACUUCAGCGUCCCCCCCGGACUACACGGCGAGGACGUAGCGUACACCUUUUUCAACGGGGACACGACGACGCCGAACCAGGGGUUGCCGGUUGAUAGGACGGUUGCGGAGGCGUUGCAGGAUUAUAUUACGAGUUUUACGAUGAAUGGGAAUCCAAAUGAGGAGGGCGUGCCGUUCUUCCCGCUCUAUGGGGGGAAUUCGAGUACCCAGGUUAUUAAUAUUGGGAAGUUGGGGACGCAGAUUACGGAUACGACCGCGAAUGCGAGGUGUGCGUGGUGGCAGAAGGCGUUAUAUUAUUGAGUAAUGAGUAAAUAAUGAUCGGAGGUGGUAUGGGGAGGGGUGGGCGGAACUAAUACAGAAUACUUGGUAGUAUAUAAAAUAUAUGAGUUUAUC